This is a messenger RNA of Lagenorhynchus albirostris (white-beaked dolphin), 1278 nucleotides long. RefSeq names its product 5-hydroxytryptamine receptor 4 (gene HTR4). Gene Ontology annotation, molecular function: G protein-coupled serotonin receptor activity. The transcript has 7 exons. Gene Ontology annotation, cellular component: plasma membrane. Gene Ontology annotation, biological process: chemical synaptic transmission; regulation of appetite; adenylate cyclase-activating adrenergic receptor signaling pathway. The coding region runs from base 1 to 1278 and encodes 425 amino acids. The record is from RefSeq and is a predicted model, not a curated record. Lineage: Eukaryota; Metazoa; Chordata; Mammalia; Artiodactyla; Delphinidae.
AUGGAAAAAGUUUUGGACAAAGCCAGAGUCCAGACUUCAUGGGCUGCUGUGAUUUGGGACCAGCAGCCAUCUUGGUUUUCAGUCAGAAGAGCUCAUUCCAAGGAGGGUUUCGGGUCAGUGGAGAAAGUUGUGCUGCUCACAUUUCUGUCGGCUGUUAUCCUGAUGGCAGUCUUGGGGAACCUGCUGGUGAUGGUGGCUGUGUGCAGGGACAGGCAGCUCAGGAAAAUAAAAACCAAUUAUUUCAUUGUGUCUCUUGCCUUUGCGGAUCUGCUGGUGUCAGUGCUGGUGAUGCCCUUUGGUGCCAUUGAGCUGGUUCAAGACGUCUGGAUUUAUGGGGAGAUGUUUUGCCUCGUCCGGACAUCUCUAGAUGUCCUGCUCACAACGGCAUCGAUUUUUCACCUGUGCUGUAUUUCUCUGGAUAGGUAUUAUGCCAUCUGCUGCCAGCCUUUGGUCUAUAGGAACAAGAUGACCCCUCUGCACAUCGCAUUAAUGCUGGGAGGCUGCUGGGUCAUCCCCUUGUUUAUCUCUUUUCUCCCUAUAAUGCAAGGCUGGAAUAACGUUGGCAUAAUUGAUUUGGAAAGGAUAUCCAAACCAAGGCUGGGCCAGGAUUUGCAUGUGAUAGAAAAAAGGAAGUUCAACAAGAACGCUAACUCUACGUACUGCAUCUUCAUGGUCAACAAGCCCUAUGCCAUCACCUGCUCUGUGGUGGCAUUCUACAUCCCGUUUCUCCUCAUGGUGCUGGCCUAUUAUCGCAUCUAUGUCACAGCUAAGGGGCAUGCCCACCAGAUCCAGAUGUUACAACGGGCAGGAGCCCCCUCAGAGGGCAGGCCCCAGCCAGCAGACCAACAUAGCACUCAUCGCAUGAGGACAGAGACCAAAGCAGCCAAGACCCUGUGCAUCAUCAUGGGUUGCUUCUGCCUCUGCUGGGCUCCAUUCUUUGUCACCAAUAUUGUGGAUCCAUUCGUAGACUACACUGUCCCUGGGCAGGUGUGGACCGCUUUCCUCUGGCUUGGCUACAUCAAUUCUGGGUUGAACCCCUUUCUCUACGCCUUCUUGAAUAAGUCUUUUAGACAUGCCUUCCUCAUCAUCCUCUGCUGUGACAAUGAACGCUACCGAAGACCUUCCGUUCUGGGCCAGACUGUCCCCUGUUCAACCACAACCAUUAAUGGAUCCACACAUGUGCUAAGGGAUGCAGUGGAGUGUGGUGGCCAAUGGGAGAGUCAGUCCCACCCCCCAACAACUUCUUCUUUGGUGGCUGCUCAGCCCAGUGACACUUAG